This is a messenger RNA of Drosophila innubila, 381 nucleotides long. RefSeq lists its product as uncharacterized. The transcript has a single exon. Lineage: Eukaryota; Metazoa; Arthropoda; Insecta; Diptera; Drosophilidae. The record is from RefSeq and is a predicted model, not a curated record. The coding region runs from base 1 to 381 and encodes 126 amino acids.
AUGAGAUCGCUUACAAUCGUUCUUAGCGUUGUCAUUUUGGCCACAUUCUUUGUGAGGAGCAGCGAUGCCGUGGCCUGUUCAGAUACCAUCCUGACCAACUGCACGGACUGUACCGAUGGGGCUAAUGUUGAUAACGCCGAUUGCACCACCACAACAACAACCACAACACAAGUUUCUGUCACCCUAAGACCCAAUCGCCAGAUUGUCCGAGUGCAAAAUUUGCAGUACACAAAUGUCCGACGUAUUCGGGUAAAUCGCAAUGGAAAUGGAGGCGGAACUGGCACUAACACUGGAACUGGCACACGUUACAAUCGUGGUGCAAGGAGAAACCGUGGCAACGGAAACAGACGUGGUCGUGUUGUACGUGUCCUGAGAGGUUGA